Necator americanus (New World hookworm) is the source of this 336-nucleotide messenger RNA. RefSeq lists its product as uncharacterized. The record is from RefSeq and is a predicted model, not a curated record. The coding region runs from base 1 to 336 and encodes 111 amino acids. NCBI's taxonomy places the organism in Eukaryota, Metazoa, Nematoda, Chromadorea, Rhabditida, Ancylostomatidae. The transcript has 3 exons.
AUGUUACGUCUCCUCUUCCUUAUCCUACUCGUAUUCAUCUAUGUCAGCAACGCGAUUUUUGGCAUUAAUUACGAGUUUCUCAUUCCGUUCGGGUUGCUUAGCAGCUUGCGUAGCCGAUAUCACAAUGACUACCAUCACAACCAUCAUCACGGUUUACACAGUCAAGGUGUGAAGGGGCGCAGAUCACAAGGGCCACAUAAAAGCUUAUCGUCGCUCUACCGAAGAAUGCGAAGUAAUUGGAGACGCCACUUAGACUUCCAAGAGCAUGAAGAUCCGCAUAUUCUUCUCUUCUUCUCUCGCCGUCGGCACCAGUUCUUAAAGGAUUGGACGGAAUAA